Molecule: messenger RNA, 1275 nt
Organism: Exserohilum turcica Et28A
Lineage: Eukaryota; Fungi; Ascomycota; Dothideomycetes; Pleosporales; Pleosporaceae
Exons: 2
Coding region: 1-1275 (424 amino acids)
Cellular component (GO): membrane
Source: RefSeq, a predicted model, not a curated record
AUGGCGUCGCGCACACGGCUGGCCGCCAAUGCGGCUUCCACGCUGAUACGAAGCUCACGGCCGCUCGCAACCCCCAGAAUAUCGCCGCUCGCCGCACUGGCAACAUGGUCUGCCCGCCACAGCUCGCAGCUCAGCUCGCAGGCGGCGGCCAACCCGACAAGUGUCUUUUCGUCGUUUGGCCCGCUGGCCUCGCAGGCUGGGCCGCCGUCGUACUUUUCAUCGUCCCACAGGCGGCUGCCGACCAACACCAUCAUCCGCUUUGUGCCGCAGCAAACGGCAUGGAUUGUCGAGCGCAUGGGCAAGUUCAACCGCAUACUCGAGCCCGGCCUGGCCAUCUUGAUUCCCUUCAUUGACCGCAUCGCCUACGUCAAGAGCCUCAAGGAAAAUGCCCUCGAGAUCCCCAGCCAGAGCGCCAUCACGGCCGACAACGUGACGCUCGAGCUGGACGGCGUGCUGUACACACGCGUGUUCGACGCAUACAAGGCCAGCUACGGCGUAGAGGACGCCGAGUACGCCAUCUCGCAACUUGCGCAGACGACGAUGCGUUCGGAAAUCGGGCAGCUUUCUCUCGACCAUGUGCUCAAGGAGCGUGCCAACCUCAAUGCCAACAUUACCGCCGCCAUCAACGAGGCCGCACAGGACUGGGGCGUCACCUGUCUGCGCUACGAGAUUCGAGACAUCCACGCGCCCGAGCCCGUCGUCGAAGCCAUGCACCGCCAAGUGACUGCCGAGCGCUCCAAGCGAGCCGAAAUUCUCGAGUCAGAGGGUCAGCGGCAGUCUGCCAUCAACAUUGCCGAGGGAAAGAAGCAGUCAGUCAUUCUGGCGUCAGAGGCUUUGCGGGCAGAGCAGAUCAACAUGGCCAGCGGAGAGGCCGAGGCCAUCCUGCUCAAGGCCCAGGCUACAGCCAACGGCAUUGAUGCGGUUGCUCGAUCCAUUGCCCAGGGCGAGGGUGCCGCACAGAACGCCAUCUCGCUGUCUGUUGCUGAAAAGUACGUCGAGGCUUUCGGGAACCUGGCCAAGGAGGGCACAAGCAUCGUGGUUCCGGGCAACGUGGGCGACAUGAGCGGCAUGAUUGCCAGCGCCAUGGCCGUCUACGGUAACGUCAGCGCCACGCAGGCAAAGGCUCAAGCCUCGAAGCUGGUGCACGGUAGCCACGCCCACAAUCAGGCCAGCGACAAGAUUCAGGAGCUCCAGAGUAAGCUGAACGAGGCCGAGGGCGGGGCCAGCGACGUGCACCACGAGAUCAACAGGGCCAUGGACCAGCGGCUGAACUAG